Puccinia triticina is the source of this 567-nucleotide messenger RNA. RefSeq lists its product as uncharacterized. The coding region runs from base 1 to 567 and encodes 188 amino acids. Gene Ontology annotation, cellular component: peroxisome; mitochondrion. The transcript has 2 exons. Gene Ontology annotation, molecular function: glutathione transferase activity; glutathione peroxidase activity. Gene Ontology annotation, biological process: glutathione metabolic process. The record is from RefSeq and is a predicted model, not a curated record. Lineage: Eukaryota; Fungi; Basidiomycota; Pucciniomycetes; Pucciniales; Pucciniaceae.
AUGCGCUUCUUGAAGGUCGUUCAAGAGAAAGCUCCGGAUCGAUUGGAGGCUUCUACGGAUAAACUAUAUGAAGUGGUUUUCGAGAAUAAAGUCGAAGUCUCUGACAAUAUCGCCGGAGUCCUGGGAUCUUUAUCGCCGGCGCCGUUCGAGGCAUCAGCGCUGGAAGAGUAUGUGCGCCUAUCGAGCAGCACAGAGACGAAGGAGAGGGUGAAGCAGGACGCCGAGCGCCUGGUGGCUGAGGGCGCUUUCGGAUUCCCGUGGCUUGAAGUCUGCAAGCCCGACGGCCAACGACUGACCAUAUUUGGCUCGGACAGAUUCGAGUUCUUGGCGGAUUGGUGGGCCACUUCGUUUCCCUUUUUCCAACAACUAUCGUGUCUUGUCCAUCUGGAGAUCACUGAUAGUAAUUGGCAACCCUUCUACCUUAAUCAUCCAUCCGCCGGCUCACCAAAAUAUUCAUUGGUUCAACUGAUCAAGGCUUGGUCAAGAAUGGAAAGGGCCCAAUCCAUCUGUGGUGCCUCCAAAAAGCCGUCUCUAGUGUAUUUGUCUCAUUCAUGGCCGGCGAUAUAG